ACUUAAACGCUUUAUCAAAGCUGUGUUACAUUUAAGCUAUCGCUGCGAGCCAAGUCAACUCGCGUUUAAGCUACGCCAUAGCCGCUUUGGAGGAGGCAGUCCAGUGGUCGCGGGACAUAUUCUUCUACGUGACUUAGUUACGCUCCGCGCUAUCGGUUUCACAUCAGCCCAUUGUUUCUCUGCAUAUGUGUGCAGCAUUUUCGAAAUUCCGAACUUUUGAAGUCUCUAGUCGACAAUGCACUUCAAUUGUUUCGCCGUCACCUUGGCGCUAUCAGUCGCGUAUGGCGCGCGCGCAAAUACGGACGUCGAAUUGCCUUUGUUUUCACAAGAAAGUAGCGACAGCAGUGGCUCCCAUAAAACUCCAAUAACACCGGUCAACUGUGAGAUACCCAAUGAGGCGAAAUUGGGCAUCUGCAUGGAGGUGGGCAACUGCUCAGCUUAUCUACAGGCGCGCAAUAUAACCGACGUAUCCUCAGAGAAAGUGAACUUCCUGAAGAAGGUGCAAUGCUCAUGCAAAGAUAGCGGAGAUCGCAUUUUUCAACCCUUGGUAUGCUGCCCAGCCAACGGACAGGACUACUUAUAUCCUUCGUUGAAAUUUUCGAAAUUCGAGUAUCGCCGCUUUCAAAACGUCACGGCUCAGUUCAAACGCAAGAAGUUGAAGCGUCGCAUACAAACAGUGGAGCCGGCGCAGAGCUUCAACUUGCGCAACGAAUGUGGCAAACAGGUGACGAACCGCAUUUAUGGCGGCGAGAUCGCCGAAUUGGAUGAGUUCCCAUGGCUGGCGCUGCUGGUGUACAACUCAA
Molecule: messenger RNA, 803 nt
Organism: Rhagoletis pomonella (apple maggot)
Lineage: Eukaryota; Metazoa; Arthropoda; Insecta; Diptera; Tephritidae
Product: phenoloxidase-activating factor 1-like
Biological process (GO): proteolysis
Molecular function (GO): serine-type endopeptidase activity
Source: RefSeq, a predicted model, not a curated record